AUGAAUGUCCAGUGGCUUGCCAUCUCACAAUCGUCCAAUUCCAAAACUCCGAGCACCGGCAACGCACACAGCCCGAUCGCGACCGGAGAGCCUAACGCUGGCACGCACGCUGCGCCUUUCUCACUCGGCAAGGCUUGUUCUGGGGACAUCUCCGUCCUGCCCCAACCACCGUCUCCUGUUUCCGAGUCAGAGAAACUUAGGCUCAUUAGCUUCUACUUGCGGGGAACAGGAACUUGGUGCGAGACCACCGACUCUGAUAGGCAUUUCACGGUGUUCAGUAUCCAUGAGAUGAUGAAGUCAUCGGCGUUCGUCGCAGCAGCAAUGUCUCUCGCCUCGCGGCACUUGGACCACCUUCAACGUAGACAUCGCUCCGUCACACUGGAGCUAUACCAGUACACCAGUCGCCUGCUGCUCCGGCAAGACCCCGCCCGUGCUGAUUCUUCUAUUCUGGCGACAUGCACGCUACUUUGUGUCUACGAGAUGAUGGCAUCAGGUGUCGAUGAGUGGCGACGCCAUCUGAAGGGGUGUGCCGGUCUGCUCCAGUUGAAGAAGACCCCUGCCAUCUGCCUUCUGUCACAGACGUCUGCGACCCUGAUCCCCGCCCACUUCUGGAUGAACGAUAUGUCCCUUGCGUCGCUGGCCGCCAAAGGCAAGGUGGAUGACUAUUGUAACAUGGCCAACCUGAUUUUGGCGAAGAUCGUCAACCUCCUGGCAAACUCUGCUGGCCAUAGCGAAAUUGACUUGGGUGAGUCGGUGGCGGCUCUGUGGAAUGAAAUGCAGCGCUGGUACCGGCUUCGGCCGCCGGAUGUCUACCCGUUGUUGCGACAGGAGCCUUGCCCUGGCACCGUUUCUCCUACGGUCCUACAUGCUCGGACAUCGGCCAUUUGUGGCAAUACGUAUUAUCAUGCGGGCUCGAUUCUGCUCCUGCAGACGGGUGCUGUGCCGGUUAUUCCUGAGACCCAAAGUGCUCAGGUCGAUGCCAUUUGGCAUGCACGUGAACUGAUGGGCAUCUCAACUUGUAAUUCCUCUCAUGCAAACUGGGUCAACCAUCUGCAACCCCUAUACAUCGCCGGGACUGUCUUCGCGGGGUAUUGCACGACCUCUCCACCCUCGAAGCACACCCAGUCGCACAAUGUGGCGAGCUAUCGGUCGGCAGCUCAGCAGCCAGUGAGUCCAGACCUUAUGAACCUUGCAGGAAGCGAAGUCCUUGCCGCUCAUGAAUCGACCAUGGUAGAGGAAUACGCCACCGAGAAGAUCUUGUUGCUGAAACAUCUCUCGCGGAUCGAUGCUGAAACCGGGUGGAAGACUUCCGAUCGUGCGGCUGAGCUGAGGGGACUCUGGGGUCUCAGGUAG
Molecule: messenger RNA, 1353 nt
Organism: Aspergillus aculeatinus CBS 121060
Lineage: Eukaryota; Fungi; Ascomycota; Eurotiomycetes; Eurotiales; Aspergillaceae
Exons: 6
Coding region: 1-1353 (450 amino acids)
Biological process (GO): positive regulation of transcription by RNA polymerase II
Cellular component (GO): nucleus
Molecular function (GO): DNA-binding transcription factor activity; transcription cis-regulatory region binding
Source: RefSeq, a predicted model, not a curated record